CUUUUUUUCGGGGCUGUUCGUAUUGUUAGUCUGGCUGUGGCCUGCGUGCGUACGUGCGUCUGAAUGUAAGACCGGAAAAUUCGUAUGCCUGUACGUAGAUUCGUCGGCCACUGAAAGGGCAGACUGCAAGGCGGGGGUUCGGUCGGAACAGCAAAGACAAAAAAAGAGGUGGCGAUCUACCGGAGAAGCCAGCAUUGGAAACAUCCGUGACCUCCAUCUCGUCCCCGCCAACGUCCAUCCUCGUCCAUCCUCUCUUUUCUUCCUCUUUUUCUCUCUCUCUGCUGGGGCAGAAACAAAAGGCCGAAACGAUGGGGAGAGGAAGACGACCAGAUACGACGCUAGAGCCAUCGAGGCAGCUGCUGACCCAGCGCGCCUUUCGGCAGCGGAGAGCUGCCCACCUGUCCGAGCUCGAGACACGCGUAAAGGACCUUGAGCGAGAGAAUGCCGAGCUCAAAGCUCUCUCGGCACACAACAUAUCUUCAACCGCCGCUUUUGCCUCUACACCUGGAUCUGGUACCGGUCUCGGCUCUUACACUGGCAGAGAUGUUGUAGGGAUAAAGGGUGGGAGUACGAAGGGGGAUGAUGAGCAGCAGCAGUACGCAAGACAGCAGUGCCAGGACUGUCUUUCGCACGAGAAGAGUCGCAUCGAUGUGCUCCAAUCCGCCAAAGUAGUCGACUCAUACUUUGCAGCACUCACCUCGUCGAUCCUCACUUUGCGGCAAGCAUCGCAGACAAAUUACAACGACGCAUCGCAGUACAGUCACGCCAGUGGCAGCUAUUCAAUGGAGCAGCAGCGCACAGCAGCAAGCGCAAACAGUCUUGCCCGGCUCGAGUCUGUGGCCCAAGCGACGGGCGAUCAGGUGCGGAUCCUCGUGUCAAAGGUGUCCCAGAUGGGUGGCCAGCUCGCAGUGGCAGGCGCAUUCAGCGCCGAACCGACUCCUUCGCCUUCGCCCUCGUCGUCGAAGCAAAUGUACUCUUCGUCAGCCUUUUCAGCACACUCGCUCGGCUCCCCCUCAACGACGACUGGCUUUUCUCAGCAGAUGCUUAGUCAUGGACAGAACAUGACCUUGCAACACGGCCCACGCUCUCCUUACCUGCAGCAGCAGCAACAGCAACCGGCUCAUACCCCCUUCAGCGCCGCCACCCAGUCUCACCCAGCCUCGCCAGCGCUGUCGCAAGCAUCAGAGAAAAGAUGCCGACCAUCAAGUAACGGCGGCGGCUGCUGCCCUCCUUCAUCGUCAUCCCUUUCCUCUCCGAUGCAGCCGACACAGCAGGGGAAGCCCCCACCUCCCACGGCAUACCCUGCGCAAGCAUCGACGAACACCCACACCAACGAGGCACGCCCAAGAAGAGGAGGAAUGGACAUGGGUAUCUCGUCACAGACCGGUAGGGAGGAUAGCCAGUCGGGCGCGACGCCUGCGCCAGCAGCGGACAAUUCAGCGACGUCUAGCUGGACCCAGCUGGGCGGGGACGAGACGAAGUGCUGCCUUGGCUUCUUUGAGUGUGAUAGCGAAGGGAAGAUCUUGAUACCUUCACCGCCGCCAACGCAACCCCUUCAGCUGCCGAAUUGAGAGCCGCGAUAUCUCUUCAUAUAUUGUCUCCCGUGACACAGAUCUAUUUGUACGAU
Acaromyces ingoldii is the source of this 1627-nucleotide messenger RNA. RefSeq lists its product as hypothetical. Gene Ontology annotation, molecular function: DNA-binding transcription factor activity. Lineage: Eukaryota; Fungi; Basidiomycota; Exobasidiomycetes; Exobasidiales; Cryptobasidiaceae. Bases 309 to 1571 code for a protein of 420 amino acids. The record is from RefSeq and is a predicted model, not a curated record. The transcript has 3 exons. Gene Ontology annotation, biological process: regulation of DNA-templated transcription.